This is a messenger RNA of Galendromus occidentalis (western predatory mite), 2244 nucleotides long. RefSeq names its product eukaryotic translation initiation factor 5 (gene eIF5). NCBI's taxonomy places the organism in Eukaryota, Metazoa, Arthropoda, Arachnida, Mesostigmata, Phytoseiidae. The record is from RefSeq and is a predicted model, not a curated record. Gene Ontology annotation, biological process: translational initiation; formation of cytoplasmic translation initiation complex. The coding region runs from base 191 to 1534 and encodes 447 amino acids. The transcript is spliced from 6 exons. Gene Ontology annotation, cellular component: cytosol. Gene Ontology annotation, molecular function: translation initiation factor activity; eukaryotic initiation factor eIF2 binding; GDP-dissociation inhibitor activity.
CGACAUUCACCAUCAAAUUUCCUCACUGAAUCCUUUUUCGCUCCAACAUCAACGACAACCCGGGAGCGAGUUGCUGUCUUUUGGUCAGGCAGCUCCUAACCGCUGAUUCAGGCCGAGCAUUGUGUUGGUUCUGUGUCUCUCCAUUUCAAGUCGUCGAUAAUUCUUGUUGUUUGCCAUAAACAGCAGCAUCAUGACAAACAUCAACGUCAACAGGUCUUUGAACGACCAGUUCUAUCGAUACAAGAUGCCGAAACUCAUCGCCAAAGUCGAAGGCAAGGGUAACGGUAUCAAAACCGUUAUUGUCAAUAUGACCGACAUCGCCAAGGCCUUGAGCAGGCCUCCAGCCUACCCCACCAAAUACUUCGGCUGCGAACUUGGUUCUCAAACGCAUUGCGACGCCAAAAGCGACCGAUUCAUCGUCAAUGGUCAACACGACGCUAAUAAACUGCAGGAGAUUCUCGACGGUUUUAUCAAGAGAUACGUUCUCUGCGCUUCGUGCGACAAUCCCGAGACCGUAUUGACCGUUUUGCAGAAGAGGGGAAUCAUCACCACAGCAUGCAAAGCCUGCGGUCACUCCGGACAGCUGGAAACCAACCAUAAGCUAAAUACUUUCAUCCUCAAGAACCCCCCGGAGGGAACCAACGUCAAGGCCAAGGAUGCCAAGACUCCGAAGAAGGACAAGAAGAAAAAAGACGACGCCUCGCCCAACAACUCGGCUGAGGAGAAUGACGCCGGUGACAUCAAACACGCGGACGCUCUGAACGAUGCCGAUUUCGGAGACGACUUCGAUGAAGAUUGGAUCGAGGAUACCUCCACCGAAGCUAUGAAGAGGAGAAUGCAGGAGCUCAGCGUGGGCGCUAAGUCCCUCAUGUUGGACGCUGAUACUGAUAAGAGCGAGGAAGAGAGGAGCACGAUCUUCUUCAAGUUUGUUAAGGAUAGAAUGCCCAUAACCUCGGAACAGUAUAAGGCCAUCUUGGCCGAAGCCUCCCGAUUAGAGAUCAAAGACAAGGCAUCGAUGAUCCUCUGCGAGCUCAUUCUCAACAACGACGCCGUCAAACUGAUCAAAGCUCAUGCUCAGCUGUUCGUCCAGUUUUCACGCGACAAUAGACGUGCUCAGAAAUAUUUGCUAGGAGCCAUUGAACAAUCCAUCAAGCUCCACAAGGACACUUUAUUGCCCAAGACCGCCAUUAUAUUGAAGACUCUCUACGACUUCGAUAUAGUCGAUGAAGAAUCCCUCAUCGAGUGGUCGAAAAAGGUGAGCAAACGAUUCGUGGGUAAGGACUUCGCCCAGCUCAUCCACAACGAGGCCCAACCCUUCAUCGAUUGGCUUCAGAACGCGGAAGAGGAAAGCGAGGACGAGGACUCCGGUGAAGAUGCUGUGGAGAUAGAGUACGAUGACCGUCACACAGCUGAAGGCCUGCGUGAAGUGAAGGAGACAACUCCGAAACCAAACGGGAACACUGUUAACAACAACGGAAAAGCCCCACCAGCCGACGAGGAUGACGGAGACGAUCUCGAUAUCGAUGAUAUAUGAGCACGAGGCUCGUCGGCUUCGUAUCGAGGUCCCCCUCGAUCCCGCCCCACUUAUUUCUUAUUGUUUGCUUGUUCCGCGUUAGUUCUUUCUCCUACCUGAUUCGUCGCCCUCCCGAAGGAAUCGCCUAGCGAGAAUUUAUUUCCUAAGUCCCGAAAUUCUCCGACGUUAUUCUGAUUUUGCCUCGAGAAAGAGUUUCUGUCCAAAGCGUGUGUUUUAUCGAUCGAGAACGCUCGAAUUCCCAAACCAGUUCGGGUUCCGUUUUCCGCUCUCGUAUCGCGGUAUCAUCCUGCUCUAAAAUAUGUCCCAUUCUGUUUCCAUUCUUAGAUGUAAUGUUACCAAGCUGUAGACGUCUCGAUGGGGCUGCAUUCCGACCAGUUUAAGCUGGAUAGAAGAAUUGAUAGAAAUUCAUUAAGAUCAAGCGCACGAGCCUCGCGCCGCUUGAGGCUGCCUCUCUGAUCAAAGUGGCUCGAGCUCGUUGCUCGUCGCGCCUCCGAAAUCGAGCUGAAUGGAUUAGGACGCGGAGAGGAGUUUCGUAAGCCUGCAGUUCGAUGCUCGGUCGAUGAAGAGGAGCAUUCGGAACACGUAGACUGAUGCUGUGUGUCAGUAAUAUGUCUUCUCCGCAGCUGCUGUGUCGGGAGAUGUUGCCGAUCUCCAAGAUCUACAAAAAUCGCGAAUUCUUCCUUAUGAAUUGAAGGAGAUACUGUCGAACG